Molecule: messenger RNA, 509 nt
Organism: Abrus precatorius (Indian licorice)
Lineage: Eukaryota; Viridiplantae; Streptophyta; Magnoliopsida; Fabales; Fabaceae
Exons: 3
Coding region: 31-240 (69 amino acids)
Source: RefSeq, a predicted model, not a curated record
UGUUGGAUUUUGAAGUGAGAGAGAACGGCGAUGGCGAGGCGAGUCGAGACUCGGAACGAGUCGUUAUUGACUCGGGCAGUUGGGGCGGUCUUCGGCUUUGUGAGACACGCCGAGUUUGAGAUCCUUUUCUUUCUUUUCUUCUUCAUUGCUUAUCUCGUCUUCAAAGAUAUUACAUCAAGGCCUGAAUACAAUCAAAUCUUUGUGAAGAAACCUGGUGGACCAGAAUUUUGGCCUUUUUAGAAGAAUUGAUGCUAGGUCAGGUUGAUUUGUGGAUUUUUUUUAUUUUGUGUUUAUAUGUAAAUGUAACCUUAUUGGAAAACAUGAAACUAAGAAAUUUGUAUAAUGUUCAGUACCGUUUCAGUUAUUUAUAGCAAAAUCGAGUGAAAAGGUUUGCUGAAUUUGUUUUUCUCAUGUCUCUAUUUCAUUUUGGUGAAGUGAAGCUUUCUGUCUCAUUCAUAAUCUCCUACUCCUUUCCCCUAGAUAUGUGGCAUAUCUGUGUUUUAAGAUAU